AUGAUGUCAGCUACUAGAUGUGCUUACCACACGGACCUCCAGUACCUCCUGACUACCAGACGUACCUACCACACCGACCUCCAGUACCUCCUGACUACCAGACGUACCUACCACACCGACCUCCAGUACCUCCUGACUACCAGACGUACCUACCACACCGACCUCAAGUACCUCCUGACCACCACACGUACUUACCACGGCGACCUCAAGUACCUCCUGACCACCAGACGUACCUACCACACCGACCUCAAGUACCCGGACUUUACGGAGUAUCGACGAGACCAAACAAAAAACCCAAAAGUUUCAUCAAAGGAAUCUGAUGCGGAACGAAAAUUAACACCGUACCUUGUUGUAGCGGCCGGCUCCGUCCCGGGUGUGUACGCAGCCAAGGCCAUCGUCCGCGGCCUGGUGUCCAACCUCUCCCCUGCUGCUGACGUGCUGGCCAUGUCCAAGGUGGAGAUCGACCUGAGCAGCAUCGAGGAAGGUCAGAGCGUGACCUUCAAGUGGCGGGGCAAGCCGCUGUUCAUCAAGCACCGCACAGACGAGGAGAUCUCCACAGAGGAGGCCGUGGAACUCUCCCAACUGAGGGACCCGCAGCCAGACUCUGACCGGGUCAAGAACCCUAAAUAUUUAAUUGUCGUUGGAGUCUGCACCCAUCUAGGGUGUGUCCCAAUCGCCAACAGCGGAGACUACCCAGGCGGCUACUUCUGCCCCUGCCACGGCUCCCACUACGACGGCUCUGGGAGGAUCAGGAAAGGGCCGGCGCCCCUCAACCUGGAGGUGCCAAACUACGAGUACCUCUCUGACACCACCGUCAUUGUCGGCUGACCUCUGACCCCAGAUAAACACCCCUCACAGGUUGUGUCAAAGCUGUCCUUCCCAGCAAGUAGUCUAUCUAACGUCCAGAAAAUCAGCCCAGUACCAGUCUUUAAGUGACGUUCUGUUGACGUGACGGCUUUGUGCUUUUUGUUCAAACCCAUUCAUGAUUAUCUCAUUUCAUUUCUAAAUGUAUACGGACAAAUCCAU
This is a messenger RNA of Physella acuta, 1026 nucleotides long. RefSeq names its product cytochrome b-c1 complex subunit Rieske, mitochondrial-like. NCBI's taxonomy places the organism in Eukaryota, Metazoa, Mollusca, Gastropoda, Physidae. The record is from RefSeq and is a predicted model, not a curated record. Gene Ontology annotation, molecular function: 2 iron, 2 sulfur cluster binding; quinol-cytochrome-c reductase activity. Gene Ontology annotation, cellular component: membrane.